This is a messenger RNA of Phytophthora sojae, 291 nucleotides long. RefSeq lists its product as hypothetical. The record is from RefSeq and is a predicted model, not a curated record. The transcript has 2 exons. The coding region runs from base 1 to 291 and encodes 96 amino acids. Lineage: Eukaryota; Oomycota; Peronosporomycetes; Peronosporales; Peronosporaceae.
AUGGGCGCAAUGGGCGCAGCGGGUCGCGGACCCGUGCCCGAAGUUGCGCCGGCCAACUCCUCGCCGGUGCCGAGCAGCGGCGCCGCGCGUGGAGGGUCGCCGGGGCCAUUUUCGGCUCCGGCCGAGCCCAAAACGGGGGCGGGCGGAUCCCCAAUGCACGCGUCGCUGGCGAGGCUGGAGUGGCUGGCCAUGGAGCACUCGCUGUCGGUGGACGGCGAGCGCUCCCGGGGUUGCCAGUCCGGCCACCAGAAGCGCAUGCGCCGAUGCGGUGGUGAAGGGCCGAAAAGGUAG